Molecule: messenger RNA, 1642 nt
Organism: Rhodamnia argentea
Lineage: Eukaryota; Viridiplantae; Streptophyta; Magnoliopsida; Myrtales; Myrtaceae
Product: protein tas-like
Exons: 12
Coding region: 184-1302 (372 amino acids)
Source: RefSeq, a predicted model, not a curated record
UGCAUCUCCACCAUCUUCAAUUUUUGUUUUCUUUUCCUGGCGUUUUUGCUUUUUUGAGUUUCCUCUUGCUUCUUCCCUCCAUUAUCUUCUUCAUCUUGUCUGGCUGCUCCUCCAUUCUCUCUCGCUCUGUCGCUUUACCAGAAGAAUCUCGCCAGGCAGAUUGAGCGUACUCUGGGGGCGUCAAUGGCCGUGCCUCUCUUCAACCUCGCUCCUGACCUCUCCGUCUCCAGGCUCUGCUUAGGAACUAUGACUUUCGGCGAGCAGAAUUCCAUGUCGGAAUCGUUCCGCCUUCUCGACCACGCCUUUGACGCCGGGAUCAACUUCUUCGACUCCGCCGAAAUGUAUCCAGUGCCUCAGCGUGCUGAUACUCAGGGCCGGAGCGAGGAGCAUCUCGGCCGUUGGGUUAGAGACCGGAAAAUUCCUCGCGAUCGAGUUGUAUUGGCCACAAAGGAGUCUUCGAUAAAAUUUUCCAUGAAGGUGAGUGGACCAUCUGGGCAAAUGACUUGGAUUAGGGACGGGCCAAAGUGUUUGGAUGCUUGGAACAUAUCCGAAGCCAUUGACAAUAGUUUAUUGAGAUUGAGGACAGACUACAUCGAUCUUUUUCAAAUACAUUGGUCUGAUCGGUUUUGCAUUUUCAACAGAUAUGUGCCAAUGUUUGGAAAGUUUGAGUAUGAUCCAACCCAUCAGUACAGUGCAAUUACCGUAGAGGAACAACUUGAGGCACUUGGCAGAGCCGUUUCCUCUGGUAAGAUUAGAUAUGUUGGACUCAGUAAUGAAACACCUUAUGGUGUCAUGAAAUUCCUCCAUGUUGCCAAGAGAGUUCCUUCCUAUCCUAAGGUUGUGUCGGUGCAGAAUUGCUACAGUUUGCUCUGUCGAACUUUCGAUUCGGGGAUGGCAGAAUGUUGCCAUCACGAGAGGAUCAGCUUAUUGGCCUACAGCCCUCUAGCGAUGGGUAUACUUUCUGGUAAAUACUUUUUACCUGAUGGUGGACCACUAGAUGCUCGGUUGAAUCUUUUCAAAGGGAGGUAUUCAGAAGGAGAAUCAAGGUACAACUUGUCCAAUAGUAUCGUGACGGCAGCAGUCAUGGGGUACCUUAAAAUUGCAGACAAGUAUGGGCUAUGUCCUGUAGCACUGGCAAUUGCCUUUGUUUUGAGACAUCCUUUGGUUGCAAGUGCUAUAUUUGGCGCAACCAAGCGUUGGCAGCUCCAGGAGGUUCUUGAUGCAUGCAGCGUGGAGCUCAGUCCUGAAAUAGUUGCAGAAAUCAAUCAAAUUCAUGCGAAUUAUCCAAAUCCUUGUCCCUGAUCAGUGUCUUCUUGGUUUUGUUAUAUUCGUCCCGUGCAUUAUCAGAAUUUCGAAAAGUCAGCUAGGCUUGGAGGGCUGGAGAAUGCACGGCCCAUCCAGCUUCGCCCCUUGACAUUACUUGUGGUACUUGGUGUCGCUUGGAUCGCGGCAAAGAAGUGAGAAAGAGGUGGAGCAAGUAGAUGUUAGAACGAGCAAUGCUUUAUAUUCCUUCGCCUUGUUUGAACAGCGGAUAACAUAGAAACCAGAGUGGGCCGAACAUCUGUGGAUGGAGACGAAGAUUGAGAAAUUUUAUUAUGCCAAGGUGCCCUCGGAAAUUUACUUGUAAGAAUCCCAAGUUAAU